Molecule: messenger RNA, 5283 nt
Organism: Westerdykella ornata
Lineage: Eukaryota; Fungi; Ascomycota; Dothideomycetes; Pleosporales; Sporormiaceae
Product: glycogen debranching enzyme
Exons: 2
Coding region: 339-5000 (1553 amino acids)
Biological process (GO): glycogen biosynthetic process; glycogen catabolic process
Molecular function (GO): amylo-alpha-1,6-glucosidase activity; 4-alpha-glucanotransferase activity
Source: RefSeq, a predicted model, not a curated record
CGUAUUGUUAGAUCUAUCAGAUCCAUCGCGAGCAAGCCCUGCUCGUCUCUCAUCCCUCAUUUUCUCGCCCAACUGCUGGCCUCUUCCCUCUCUCCCUCCCUCUCCCUCCCUACCCCACCCUUUCUUCCCCUGAGAAAGGCCAUUGCAGCGGCCCAUCUUGUCUCCUGCUCGCUGUUGACGUCCUGUGUGCAGUCGUUUGGGCCCCUCGGCCAAUUUUCUUCUCGCGGCGCCGUUCCUCUCUCCCCCUUUCGCUGGUCUGCUUCAAUUGUCACCACUUCACACUAUUUGCCUCGAUUGAGCUCGAUUGAGUCCUCACUUGCACAUAGACUCACGGCACCAUGCCUUCGUCGUCUAGCUCCUCUUCACAGGCCGUCUACCUGCUGCCCCUGACGGACGCCGGUGCGCCAGAUGUUCCAGGAACAUACAUCUACCUACCUCCUCCAUCGGAUCCGGCCUAUGUUGUCCGCUUCCAGAUCGAGGGCACCAGUUCAAUAUGUCGUUACGGCAGCCUUUGGGUGAAUAUUCCCGCCAAGGGCGACAGGUUUCAGCGGGACCACUACAGAGAGUUCAAACUGAAACCUGACUUCAAUGGGCACAUUCAGAUAGACAUUGCCAUACAUGAAGCCAACGCCUACUCCUUCUACACGACAUAUUCCCCGCUCCCUCAAUGGUCCUGCACAAAUGUGUCCCCUCCCUCGCCCACACGCACCCCAACGUACUACAUCGACGUGUGUCCAAGACUUACUCUGCAAGGGGAGCAGAUACCUGUGUCCUCGAUAGCACUCUUGUCAAUCCUCUCCAAGUUCAUGGGGAAGUUUCCAACCGACUGGGACAACCAUCUACGUGGUAUCAGCGAGAGGGGCUACAACAUGGUCCAUUUCACACCACUCAUGGUACGCGGCGAAUCCAACUCUCCCUACAGCAUAUACGAUCAACACCAUUUCGAUCAAGGUGCAUUUCCUAAUGGGGAGGAAGAUGUUGCGUCAAUGGUAAAGAGAAUGGAACACGAAUUCAGCCUGCUUUCUAUGACGGACGUUGUAUGGAACCAUACAGCAAACAACAGCAAGUGGCUCGAAGAGCACCCAGAGGCAGGAUACAAUGUGGUUACUGCCCCAUGGCUGAGACCUGCUCUCGAGUUGGACACGGCGCUUCUCCAAUAUAGCAAAGACCUGAAAGCACUUGGUCUGCCCACGAAGCUCAAUACCCUGGAGGAUCUACUCAAGGUCAUGGAAGGUGUCAAAUCACGCGUGCUUUCAGGCACAAAACUGUGGGAGUACUAUGUGCUCGAUGUAGAAAGAGACUCGAAGGCCAUUGUGAAAGCGUGGACAGAAGGUCUGGCCACCUUUCCGGAAGGCGGCUUCAGCGAGACGGGCCCAGGGGCUAUCGGGGCCGUCAAAGAUUGGUCCCUGAAACAGAAGGCGGACUGGUUGGUGGAUCACGCCCUUCGGGGCGGUGACCGGAUGGGCGAACGAUUCCGUCGACACAUGGAUCCUGCUGUUGGAGCUGGUCUUCUGUGUGCUCUUUUUGGACGAUACGACAAUAGCACGAAUAGUACUCCUGAUGAGGGUGCAGCAUAUGGCGCAAUCCUUCGCAUACUUGAAGAGGUCAAUUUGGUAUACUAUGGCGAGUACGAUGACGAUGCGCAGGAGAUAUUGGAGCAGCUUUUCAACCGCAUCAAGUACGUUCGUUUGGAUGCCCAUGGCCCUAAGCUAGGGGAGAUCACCGACGCCAGCCCCCUAAUCGAGACGUACUUCACACGCCUCCCCCUCAACGAAACAACCAAAAUGCAUAACCGAGACGCCCUUGCGCUUGUCAACAAUGGAUGGGUAUGGGCGGCAGACGCCAUGCGAGAUAACGCCGGGUCGAGUUCCCGCGCCUAUCUUAGAAGAGAGGUCAUUGUCUGGGGUGACUGCGUAAAGCUCCGCUAUGGGGAUGGGCCUCAGGAUAACCCUUUCUUGUGGGAUCACAUGGCCAAGUACACGCGGUUGAUGGCCAAAUACUUCCACGGCUUCCGAAUAGACAAUUGUCACUCGACGCCGAUACACCUUGCCGAGUACAUGCUUGAUCAGGCUAGAACGGUCAAUCCGAACAUCUUUGUGGUCGCCGAACUGUUUACUGGCUCCGAAGAGAUGGACUUCAAGUUUGUCGAGAGGUUGGGUAUCAGCGCACUCAUCAGGGAGGCAAUGCAGGCUUGGAACACGCAGGAACUAAGCAGGCUGGUACACCGUCACGGUGGCGUGCCAAUUGGGAGUUUCGAUACAGACGAGGUGCUGAACGCAGACUUAACCGAUGGCGAAAACACGGCGAGGCGUGAAGUUAUUCGCAAAAUCAAGCGAAGUCCUGUCCAUGCCCUCUUCAUGGAUUGCACACAUGACAACGAGACGCCGGCGCAGAAGCGUGACGCGCGGGACACUUUACCGACGGCUGCUUUGGUGGCCAUGUGUGCCUGCGCGACCGGCAGUGUCAUGGGCUACGACGAGGUCUACCCUGAACUUAUUGAGCUCGUCCAUGAGAAGCGGUUGUACUCUUCCAUCAACUCCACUGGCAGUGCCAUAAAGCCCGGAGCUGGCGAAGGUGGCAUUGGAGGGAUCAAGAAGGUCCUGAAUCGGAUCCACGUCGAGAUGGGCAAGCAAGAGUAUACCGAGACAUAUAUUCACCACGAGAAUGAGUACAUCACGGUACAUCGAGUCAAUCCCCGCACCAGGAAAGGUUAUUAUUUGAUCGCACAUACGGCCUUUCCAGGAUACAGCAAUGGGAAGGGAGUUUUCUCAUCGCCUCGCAUUCCAGGAACGCAAGUUAAGCCCAUUGGCAGCUGGAGUUUAGAGGUCGACGACAGCCCUGAGACACGGGCUGCCAUCAUCGGCGACAAUGAAUUGCUUCGUGGUUUACCUGCUUCUACUAGGGGAUUGCAAGGUAUAACUAUAGACAUAUCAGAGGAUUGCACUACGAUCAAUAUUCCUGACCACUUCCCGCCUGGAAGCAUCGCGCUGUUUGAAACCUCGGUACCAAGUGCUGAGCAUGGGGAGGGCCUGGACAAGUUUGCUACUUCUGAUGCUCGAGCUGCAUUCAAAGAAACCACUUUGGCUGAUCUUAAUAUCAUUCUAUACAGAUGCGAAGCGGAGGAGCGGGACUUCUUCGACCAUAAGGACGGCGUAUACGACAUUCCUGGACAUGGGCCCCUCGUAUAUGCGGGACUUCAGGGCUGGUGGAGCGUGCUGCGCGACAUAGUGAACGAGAACAACCUUGGACAUCCACUGUGUGACCAUCUCAGAAAAGGACAGUGGGCGCUUGAUUACUGUGUGGGUCGUUUACAAAGAGCGUCGGUGAAGGAACGCCAUGCCGGUAUCAAGGGUGUUGCGGCUUGGCUGAAGCAGCGAUUCGACGUCAUUCGCAAAGUGCCCAGCUUUCUCUUGCCACGGUACUUUGCCAUGGUCAUUCAAACGGCGUACAAUGCGGCCGUGGACCGUAAUAUGGACCUGCUUGCCGACAAUGUGCGCAACGGUCAGGCAUUCCUUCGUAGCCUGGCUCUUGUCAGCACUCAGGUCACAGGUUAUAUGAACAAUGCUUCCCUCUGGGCAAACAAGAGCGUUCCGAGUAUGGCUGCUGGUCUUCCCCACUUUGCCUCUGAUUGGGCACGAUGUUGGGGCCGCGACAUUUGUAUCUCCGCUAGGGGUCUGUACAUGGGCACUGGACGGUAUGCUGAUGCCAAGGAGCAUAUACUGGCCUUCGGCAGUGUCCUCAAACAUGGCAUGAUACCCAAUCUUUUGAGCAGCGGAAAGCUUCCCCGCUACAACUCAAGAGACUCUAUCUGGUGGUUCCUACAAAACAUCCAAGACUACACGAGGAUAGUGCCGGAUGGCUUACAACUUCUACAGGAGAAGACUGCUCGCCGUUUCCUGCCAUACGACGACACUUGGUUUCCCCACGACGACGAGCGUGCCUACUCAACAUACUCCACCAUCGAAGACGUCAUUCAGGAAGCCCUCCAGCGGCAUGCCUCGGGGCUUGAAUUCCGUGAGCAUAAUGCCGGUCCCAGUCUUGAUAGUCAGAUGAAAUCGGAGGGCUUUGACAUCAAGAUCUGGACUGACUGGGAUACUGGCAUCAUUUUCGGAGGCAACCAAUGGAACUGCGGUACCUGGAUGGACAAGAUGGGUGAAAGCGAGAAGGCGGGUAACAAAGGGGUUCCUGGAACGCCUAGGGAUGGUGCACCGGUUGAGAUCACUGGAAUGCUCUACAGCACCUUGAAGUGGGUAGCCCAACUGCACAGCGAAGGAGCGUACAAAUACGAUGGUGUCACCCUUGACGGCGGCAAAAAGAUCACAUUCGCAGACUGGGCGUCCAAGAUCAAAGCCAACUUCGAACGCGUCUACUACGUACCCUCACAACCAUCAGAAGACAGCAAGUACGACGUGAACACCGCCGUCAUCCACCGUCGCGGCAUCUACAAAGACGUCUACCGCUCCGGCAAAGAAUAUGAAGACUACCAACUCCGCCCGAACUUCCCCGUCGCCAUGACCGUCGCUCCAGACCUCUUCGAUGUCGAUCAUGCCCUCGGGGCUCUCCAAAUAGCAGACCGCGUUCUCCUCGGCCCGCAGGGCAUGAAGACCUUGGAUCCUUCAGACCUUAAUUACCGCCCUUAUUACAUCAACAGCGAAGACUCGGAUGACUUCCAUACAGCCAAGGGCAGAAAUUACCAUCAAGGACCCGAGUGGCUCUGGCCAACGGGUUUCUUCCUCCGCGCCUUGUUGAAAUUCGACCUCAAGCGCAGGAAGUCGGCUGAAGAAAGAGUCGAAAGCUAUCAGCAUGUUACAAGGAGGUUGGCCGGGUGCAUGAAGGCGAUCAAGGAGAGUCCUUGGGCGGGCCUGACGGAGCUGACGCAGAAGGACGGGGCAUUUUGUGCGGACUCGUGUCCCACCCAGGCCUGGAGUGCGAGUUGCAUUAUUGAUCUGUUUCAGGAUGCUAGGGAGUAUGAAGAGAGCUUGCGGAAAGGACAGGAUUAGAGGCCUUUAUCGGGAACGUAUCGGAAGUUUUGAGCUGGAGUUAUUUCCAAAGAGAUUUAUUGAGAUGAAGGGGUUGGUACAUAUCUUAUAUUUCUGCUGAGGGAUGUUGGAAAGGGAUGGGGCUAGGGCUAGAUGAUAAUGGUAUACGUAAAGCUAUUUCAUUUAAGAUUUAUUGAGAUGGUCUCGUUUCGCAGUCCUGGAUAGCCCUCGCCACCUUGCAUAAUUAGCUAUACUUCUUACUAUAUCAUGUGCGCCGGGAAUUUCCCAUUUUAAAUCCCCUCGA